This is a messenger RNA of Nannochloropsis gaditana CCMP526, 553 nucleotides long. RefSeq names its product large subunit ribosomal protein L31e (gene RP-L31E). Gene Ontology annotation, biological process: cytoplasmic translation. The record is from RefSeq and is a predicted model, not a curated record. Gene Ontology annotation, molecular function: structural constituent of ribosome. The transcript is spliced from 4 exons. Gene Ontology annotation, cellular component: ribosome; cytosolic large ribosomal subunit. The coding region runs from base 8 to 358 and encodes 116 amino acids.
AGAAACGAUGGUGAAGGCAACGAAGGCGCCCAAGGCCGAUGUGGUCACCAGACUCUACACGAUCAAUCUUCACAAGCGUCUGCACAAGAUCACCUUCAAGGAGAGGGCCCCUCGUGCCAUUCGGGAGAUCAAGAAGUUCGCAAUUAAGGCGCUAGGGACCAAGGACGUCCGCGUCGAUGCCAGCCUCAACAAAUACAUCUGGAAGCAAGGCAUCCGGAACGUUCCCUACCGAGUGCGAGUCAAGCUGGCUCGGCGGCGCAAUGAGGAUGAGGAGGCCGCUGAGAAGCUCUACACGCUGGUGACCCUUGUAGAGGUGGACAGCUUCAAGGGGCUGCAGAAUACCUCGGUGGAUGAGUAGGACGGUUUUGAGCACAAAAAGGGGGUGGGGAGUAGGGGGGGGCAUAGGGAAAUGCUGAAGGAGGUCGUCCAGACUCUCUGCGUGCGAGAUUUCCUCCUGGAGCGCCGGGCAAGACGGGGAGAAGGGAGGGAGGAGAAGGUCGACGUCCUUGAGUAGGAGAAAAGAAAAUCAAGGCUUCACGGUUCCCGGCUCGAA